AUGGCAAGAUUCGCGGCAGCAACAUUACUUUUGAGUGUCCUGGUGACCUCAUCAUGGUCCCUGUCCAUAGACCUUAACAAGGUGCAUAACCAGGAACAGCUGGUGGGCAGUGCAAGUGAAGCUGGCAAAAGUCGUCUUUCCUAUGACUUUGAUGCCAAUGCAUUGGGCAGGAAUAAAUAUACACCGCCCGAGGAGAUGAAUGCUCAGUUCUGGUAUGAUAUAGCCGAUCAGGAGUUAACCAAACGUUUGGAGCUGCCUACGGGAAAGAUUGACAAGAGGAAAGCCAAGAAUGUGAUUAUGUUCUUGGGUGACGGUAUGUCAUUGACCACAGUGGCUGCUGCUAGGAUACGCAAGGGUCAGCUUAAGGGUAAUACAGGCGAAGAGGAUUCUUUAAGCUUUGAGAAGUUCCCAUAUUCCGGCCUGAGCAGGACCUACUGCUCCAAUGCCCAGGUUGCCGAUUCUGCCUGCACGGCCACUGCCUAUUUGUGUGGAGUGAAGACCAAUAUUGUUGCUUUGGGUAUCACCUCGGCGGUGACAUUUAACAAUUGCAGCGGCAGUGAGGAUCCUGCCAAUCAUGUUAGCUCUAUAGCCGCCUGGUCUCAGGCUCAGGGCAAAUCCACUGGCUUCGUGACCACCACCACCCUGACCCAUGCCAGUCCAUCGGGUUCGUAUGCCCAUACCACGAAUCGCUUCUUUGAAUGCGACACGGAUAUUGUCACCUAUGGCGAUGGUAUUAAUGAUCCGGCCACCUGUACGGAUAUUGCCACCCAAUUGAUUACCCAGGAGCCGGGAAAGAAUUUCGAUGUGAUGUUGGGUGGAGGCAUUGGUAAAUUUUUGCCCAAUACCAUUACGGAUCCUUUCGGCAAGCAGGGAGAACGUUCUGAUGGUGUCAAUCUCCUCUCGAAAUGGCAAUCCCUACAUGAGGGUGGCGUCUGGGCCUACAAUCGUGAUCAACUACUGAGUGUGAAUGCCUCAAAGAUAAAAAGUUUGAUUGGCACCUUCGGCUCAAGCACAAUGAACUUUCACUUGGAUGCCGAUCCUACACAGCAACCAACUCUGUCAGAGUUGACAACCAAGGCCAUUGAAGUUUUGAGCAAGAAUGAAAAGGGUUAUUUCGUUUUCAUUGAAGGCGGUCUAAUCGAUUAUGGCAAUCAUUUCAAUAACCCAGCCCGAUCCCUUGAUGAGACCAAUGAACUUUCCAAUGCUGUGGAGGCUGCAUUGGGUGUUGUCGAUUUGGAUGAGACUUUGAUAGUUGUCACCUCGGAUCAUGCCCAUCCGUUGUCCAUUUCCGGUUACCCAGGUCGUGGCUCUCCAAUCCUAGGACUCAAUCCCCAUGACACAGAUGUGAAUGGAGUCAAAUAUGCCACUCUCAAUUAUGCAGUUGGCACAAAUCAAUAUUUGGAUGAGACUGGGGAGCGUAUCGAUCUUACCGAGUUAAUUGACGAGGCUGAUUUCAUUCAUCCCAGUUAUAUUCAUGGCACCAUCGGUGUCCAUGCUGGCGAUGAUGUUGGCGUCUUUGCCAUUGGACCACAGUCCCAUCUUCUAACUGGAGUGAUGCAACAGUCAUCGAUUCCUCAUUUCAUGGCCUACGCAUCCUGUGUGGGCAAUGGAAAGACUUUGUGCAAUACAUAGAAACGAUGGAAAACAAUAAUAAAAUGAAUAUUCCAAAAAAUUAAA
Molecule: messenger RNA, 1677 nt
Organism: Drosophila willistoni
Lineage: Eukaryota; Metazoa; Arthropoda; Insecta; Diptera; Drosophilidae
Product: membrane-bound alkaline phosphatase
Exons: 4
Coding region: 1-1632 (543 amino acids)
Biological process (GO): dephosphorylation
Molecular function (GO): alkaline phosphatase activity
Source: RefSeq, a predicted model, not a curated record